ACUACUUUUGCCAUGUCUGUCUAUGCAAGCAUUCAAUAAUUAAUUUAGUGCAUGCAUGUGGAGUGUAGACUUGGUCCCCCUCACACACACUUCCAUACUCAAAUAUUCUCCUUGUGACAAUUGUCGCAAUUUCCGUGCUUCACACUACUAAUUCUUACUUUAAUCCAUCCAUCAUCCCUUGUGCUCUUAAUUUGUCCCUUCCCUAUCUAUCUCCCAAUCCAUUUAUGUAUAAAUACCCUUUCCCCAUCUCAUAAUCAAUUCUACUCUACGCUACGCAACCUAGCUCUACACUCUUGGACCAAGUUAAUCUUCUUCUCAUCAUUGAUCAUUCAUCACCACCACCAUCACCACAAAAUUAAUGAUGAUCGAAUCCAACCCUCCUCUCCUUCACAACUAUGCAGAGCUUCUACAUGAGUACCAGUACUCCUCCUCCUCCGGUACUGGUACUGGUACUGGUACUUGUGCUGCUGAUGUUCAUGAUCAGCAGCGCGACAAUAGUACUCACCCAAGUCAUCAAGUGGUGGCCAUGGAGGAAUGUGACCUUCCUUUAAUAGAUCUUAGUAAUCUAAGAAGUGAGGAUGAGAGGCAGAGAGUAGCUUGUGCCAGGGAGAUUUCAAGGGUUUCGUCCGAAUGGGGAUUCUUCCAAGUGGUGAACCAUGGCAUAAGCCUUGAGCUCCUCAGAAAGAUGAGGAGAGAACAAGUUAAGUUGUUUAAGGCACCCUUUGAAAGCAAGGCAACCUGUGGCCUUUUAAAUAAUUCAUAUAGGUGGGGAAGUCCAACUGCUACUUCUCCAAAACAAUUUUCAUGGUCUGAGGCCUUCCACAUUCCUCUUAUCAAAAUUUCAGAGGAAGCUUCUUAUGGAGAUCAGUUUAGCACCUUAAGGGAAGUGAUGGAGGAAUAUGCACGGGAAAUGCAAGAGCUAGCAAGGUUGCUUGCUGGGAUUUUGGCAAUGAAUUUAGAUCACCAAGAAGGAGCCUUUGAGGAACAUUGCAAUGAAAGCACAUGCUUCCUUCGCCUGAACCACUAUCCGCCCUGUCCUGUAUCACCUGAGAUUUGUGGAUUAGUACCCCACACCGACAGCGAUUUUCUUACAAUCCUUCACCAGGAUGAAGUGGGUGGACUUCAACUCAUGAAGGACUCCAAAUGGGUGGCUGUCAAACCCAAUCAAGAUGCUCUUAUCAUCAACAUUGGAGAUCUCUUUCAGGCUUGGAGCAAUGAUGUAUACAAGAGUGUGGAACAUAAAGUGAUGGCUAAUGACAAGGUUGAAAGAUAUUCGAUAGCAUACUUUCUAUGCCCUUCUUAUGACUCUUUGAUUGGAAGCUGCAGAGAACCUUCUGUUUACAGAAAUUUCACUUUCGGAGAAUACAGAAAACAGAUUCAACAAGAUGUCAAGAUGACUGGCCAUAAAGUAGGCCUUUCCAGAUUUCUGCAGACUUAAGAAUCAAUCCAUUAGAGAGCGGCAAAGUUGAUGCAGUCGGAGUCAAUUAAGUUCUGAGAAUUAGGGCAGAGUACUUUGGUGAACACACUCUCUCUCUCUGCUGCCCCUACCCUACAUGUAAAACACCCCGGUUCCAAUACUCAUGUUUCAAUUAUAAUUAUAUAUUUUUACUUCGUAUUUCCCAAGAUAAACUAGAAAGAUGUAGAGAGACAAUAGAGUAAUAGUAAGAAUGACAUGUAUCAAUAUAUAGAAAUUUAUAUCAUGAAUAAGAUAUGAUGGUUUUGUUCCCUCUA
Cornus florida is the source of this 1731-nucleotide messenger RNA. Its product is annotated as gibberellin 2-beta-dioxygenase 8-like. Bases 359 to 1438 code for a protein of 359 amino acids. Lineage: Eukaryota; Viridiplantae; Streptophyta; Magnoliopsida; Cornales; Cornaceae. The record is from RefSeq and is a predicted model, not a curated record. The transcript is spliced from 3 exons. Gene Ontology annotation, molecular function: dioxygenase activity.